This is a messenger RNA of Kwoniella mangroviensis CBS 8507, 1677 nucleotides long. RefSeq lists its product as uncharacterized. The transcript has 7 exons. Gene Ontology annotation, cellular component: GPI-anchor transamidase complex; membrane. The record is from RefSeq and is a predicted model, not a curated record. Bases 1 to 1677 code for a protein of 558 amino acids. NCBI's taxonomy places the organism in Eukaryota, Fungi, Basidiomycota, Tremellomycetes, Tremellales, Cryptococcaceae. Gene Ontology annotation, biological process: attachment of GPI anchor to protein.
AUGUUAUCAAGGAUACGGCGAAGGAAUGCAGGUCCGCGUCCUGACCCAAAGAGCGUCAAUUUCACCUCGGAGCAUCUGACAGUGUCCAAGACGAUAGCGAGGCGGAAGAAAGUAUUGGGAGUGAUAUGGGAGAAAAUACCACUUAUCCGAGCGAUACUGGCUACAGCAGGAUUCUUGUGGUUGUUUGCAAUCCCAUAUGAGGGAUUAUGGAAAGGGACAUAUGUGGAUGAACAUGCCUUACAACCUGGUCAAGUGACAACAUACUUUGACUGGGGUAACGUACACAAAGCGGAUCUGUACUUAGAUAAGUUAGAGCGAAUAGUCAAUGGUACAUUCGAAGAACGAUCAGCAUAUCUACAAGAUACAUUCUCAUCAUCUGGUCUAUCAACAUCCAACGCUUCCACAUCAACUUACGCUCACGUCAAACCACCUCGAUCAAAGGGUACGGAGAGUAUUCUAGUAUCUGCCAAUUGGGUCUCAAGGGAUGGAACACCGAAUUUGAGAGGGGUAGCUACGUUGUUAGCUAUGGGCGAUUUCUUGAAAGAUCAAAAUCAUUGGGCAUUCGAUUUCAUCUUAGUAGUUGGAGAAGGGUAUAUGGAAGGUUUAGAAGGGUUCAUGAGAGAAUACUCUACAUUGUUUAAUGGAGUGAUAUGGACAGGGUUGAACAUUGAUUAUCCCGGUCAUUCAUUUUCUCAUAUCGGGCUGUUCUAUGAAGGAGUAAACGGUAGAUUACCAAAUCAAGAUAUACUAAAUACCAUCUCGAGAGUUGCCCAAUUCACUGGAGGGGUACCGACAAGAUACCACAACAUACCUGAUGAAGUACCCUCGAUAGGUCCAGAAUGGUUGGGUAAAUAUCUUUUGGCCUCCAAACAUCUAUUAAGCCAUUUCGGAUAUAUGAUAACUGGAAGAGCAAGUGCAGCUCAUGGGGUGUUAGCGAGACAUCGUAUCGAUUCCCUCACAUUAUAUUGUACUCCCUCCGAGGGUCCACACGGCUUUCACACCUUGGGACGCACGCUCGAAUCAUCCUUACGUUCCCUAAACAACCUUCUCGAACGUCUUCACGCCUCGUAUUUCUUCUAUCUACUCCCUAGACCAUGGAAUUUCAUACCUAUAGGUCAUUACUUACCUUCGGCAAUUUUACUUUCUGCAUCUAUCACCAUAGGGGGAUUUGAUAUUCCCAAUCCAUUAGAAGGUCUGGUCUACGUUCUUUUUGGAUUUAUCGGAUCAUUCGUAUUCUGGAUCGCAUCCUGUCAUCCGAUCGCUUGGUGUUCAUUCUUCAUCGGUCCUCUGAUUUUGAAGCUGCAGCGGCAGCUUAGAGGGGUUAAAGGUAAUCAAAUCAAAGCAGGUGAAAAAUUACUUCGAUCUAUCAAAGGGUUAUUAAGAUUGUUGUACGGAAGUUUAAUAGCUACUUUAUCAAUGAUCAAUUUCCCCCAAUCUAUAUUUCUAGCUCUCAUCUCUUUGCUUUACCUCACGGAUUUUCCCAAAUCUAUUAAAUACUUGAUACUCGUGGUUAGUCAACCGGGUUUAGUAUUGUGGUUAUUGAAGUAUAGCUUGGAUGUUGAUUUGGAUUUGGCGAAAGAUUGGUUGGAAUUGGGUAACUUGACUUAUCCUCUUGGGGUAUAUGGGAUCUGGGGUUCACUUUGGAUCAAUUCUGUCUUAUUGUUAAAAGACGAAUAG